AUGAUUUUAGGCUCUUGUUUGCAUUCACUUCAACUGAAAGCUUUGCACUCGCCAAGGUUUCAUCAAGCUCGCCCUAAUGACUAUCCCUUGGAGUUGCUGCAGCAAGAGCCGCCAGUUUCGUUUCACAAAUUUUGGCAACUUGAUCCAAUUGAAGUCUACUAUCAAUGGUUUGCCGCUGAGGACCAUCAACUGUUAGCUAUGGAAAAUCACGUUCAUAAAAAUCUUAUUGAUUUGGAAUACAGUUCCAUGAAUCGUAAGCUGUUGGCGAAAAUGGAACCCUUAAAUUUAAAUGAGAUUCCUGUUUCUUUGGAAUCUUCAUUAUAUCAUUCCAAGGAACACCACAUUGACCUUUAAUCAAAUAGUUUUUUAUCUAUGUAAAUAAAAUCCAAUAUAUUUUU
Molecule: messenger RNA, 398 nt
Organism: Lucilia cuprina (Australian sheep blowfly)
Lineage: Eukaryota; Metazoa; Arthropoda; Insecta; Diptera; Calliphoridae
Product: beta-1,3-glucosyltransferase-like
Exons: 2
Coding region: 1-354 (117 amino acids)
Cellular component (GO): membrane
Molecular function (GO): glycosyltransferase activity
Source: RefSeq, a predicted model, not a curated record